AUUAACAAAUCUUAAAGAAAUGUAAGAUUUGCUAGAAAUACUUGAAGUCUAGUAGGAGAGGCAAUUUUAGAAUGGUGUGAUCGUUUUUGUAGCCGAUGGAAAGCAAUCUUUCUAAUCAAGCUAUCAUUCUUGAGGAUGGUAAGCCAGUGCUCAAGGAUAUUGAAGAUACACCACUUUCAGAGGGUGAAAUCAGAGUCAGAGUUGAAGCAUCGCCUAUAAAUCCAAGUGAUCAAGCUUGGGUUGCAGGAUUCUAUGGAAUCAAAGAACUAAUUCCAAAAGGCCCUCUUGGUGCAGGAUUCGAAGGAUCUGGAGUAGUUACUGAAGCUCACGAAUCAGUAGGAGCAGAUAUUGUUGGCAAAACAGUUGCUUUCUUUGAAGAUUGUCACAAUCAAGGAUUCCAAGGGCUCUGGAGAAAAUACAUCAACAAGAAAGCUAGUGAUGUCAUUCAGUUCCCUGAGCAUGUGAAGCCUGAUGAGGCAUUCGCUGUUUUUGUGAAUCCACUUACUGCUGUCUAUAUGAUAAAUAUUGCAAAGAAGAAUGGCCACAAAGCUCUCAUUCAUGGUGCUGCAAGUUCUGCAUUAGGAAAGAUGCUUGUUAGAUAUGCUAAAAAUAUCGAUUUCCCAGUUAUCAACAUUGUCAGAAGACAAGAGCAGGUAGACUCACUCAAAGAGCUUGGAGCUGAACACAUCUUGGAUUCAUCCUCAGAUACUUUUGAUGAUGAUCUUGCUGAGCUAUCUAAAGAACUUGGUGCUACUGCUUACUUUGAUCCAAUUGCUGGGGCCUUCUGUGGAAGAGUGUUAUCUAAGAUGCCAGCUAAAUCAACUGCACAUGUCUACGGAGCUUUAUCUGGAGAGGCAGUCAGUUUGAAUCCAAUCGACAUCAUUUUCUACCAGAAGAGUGUUACCUACCUCUAUCUCUUAACCUGGUUCCAGGAAGCUUCCAAAGAAGAACAGGAUGAAGUUUUUGGAGAAGUAAUAAAGGACCUGUCAACAGGAGGAAACAUCUUCGGCACCAAGAUCUACAAAACAUUCUCUCUGGACAAAGUAGUAGAGGCUUGUGGAGAAGCCGCAAAGACUGCUUCCCUCGGAAAAGUUAUCAUCAACCCACAGCUAUAAAUGC
Moneuplotes crassus is the source of this 1119-nucleotide messenger RNA. The record is from the annotation of a GenBank genome assembly. Lineage: Eukaryota; Ciliophora; Spirotrichea; Euplotida; Euplotidae.